Molecule: messenger RNA, 846 nt
Organism: Emiliania huxleyi CCMP1516
Lineage: Eukaryota; Haptophyta; Isochrysidales; Noelaerhabdaceae
Exons: 3
Coding region: 16-642 (208 amino acids)
Source: RefSeq, a predicted model, not a curated record
CGAGUCGCUACGGUGAUGAGUCGCUACGACCCCACGGUGCCGAACCUGUCGCCCCGGAGCACCCUCGAGGCGCUCCGCGCGCGCAGGAAAAAUCCGUCUUCUCCGGCGCUGGCGAGAGGCGGCAGCGACUCGAUGUCGGAUCUCAUGGCGUACGGGCAGCAGCUGGAGAGCGCUGACGGGGCGCCGAUGCUUCCAGAGUCGCGCGGCAACGACGACGACGGCGCCGCGUAUGCCCCGGCUGCCGAUGCAUUCGACGCCGCCGCUGGCGAGUCGCCCUCGCUGCUGCAAGUGUGGCUCUGCAUGCUCGCAGCUAUGGAGCUCCCCAUCAUCGUCCACUCCAUCGCGACGGCCGACCCGCUCGACUCCGAUGCCGCCGAGCGGCUCUACACUCGCUGCGUCCUCGCGCUGCUCCGGCUGCUUGCUGCGGCGGCGGCUGACCGGCACGUUCUCGCCGCCGUCGCCACGGUGCACCUCCUCGAGCUCGCCCUCCUCGGCUACGAGGCGUACGACUCGCUAGUCAACUUGACCCUCGCCGGCCUACCUCUCGCUCGCAGCGGCUUGCGGCUCACGAUGGCCACGAACGCUGCCGUCCUCGUCGCCGCCGCCGGCGUCGCCCCUCCGCCGCGAGCAAAGUCAGAUUGAGCGAGUGUCGCUUGGGGGCCUGCCUCGGUGGCGACAAGUGAAGAGCAGGUGCGACAGACCGCGCAGCGCUGAUGUCUGGCAUGCGUGUACAUGGCCCGCAUUGCCAUGAGUUGUGAAGAGUUGUGAAUCGCGAGCGUCCGGGGACCCUCCUCAUCAUCUCCUCACCUCUCUCAGUGUAUCGUGUAUGUGACUCUCUUCGAGCUU